Molecule: messenger RNA, 518 nt
Organism: Thamnophis sirtalis
Lineage: Eukaryota; Metazoa; Chordata; Lepidosauria; Squamata; Natricidae
Source: RefSeq, a predicted model, not a curated record
AUGCCCGGGCUGGGCUUCUGGCUCUGCUUGGUGGCGGCGGCCGCUGCUGCGGUGGGGCUUUGCAACGGCAACCGGAAUUGCCCGGACCUGGUGGCUGACAGCUGCCUCUGCGCCGCCGAGCGCUCCAAGGGCCCCGGCCGGCAAACGCUCCGCAUCAAAGUCGUCUGCAGCGGAGGCCACUUGGCGGAAACUUUGCCCCCCGCCUGGCUGCCCAACCGCACCGUCUCCUUAAUUCUGAGUAAUAACAAGAUCUUAUGGCUAAAGAGCAACUCUUUCAUUGGGCUGAGAUCCCUAGAGAGACUAGAUUUGAAGAAUAACUUAAUUAGUAACAUUGAACCAGGAGCCUUCUAUGGACUUUCAGAACUGAAACGUCUGGAUCUUUCCAAUAAUAGAAUUGGUUGUUUAACACCUGAAAUAUUUGUGGGUCUUAAAAACCUUCAUAAAUUGAAUUUAUCAGGGAACAUUUUUUCAAGUCUCACGAAUGGUCUUUUCUCUGAGCUUUCCGCUUUGAAGGCCUU